Messenger RNA from Mollisia scopiformis, 945 nucleotides. RefSeq lists its product as uncharacterized. NCBI's taxonomy places the organism in Eukaryota, Fungi, Ascomycota, Leotiomycetes, Helotiales, Mollisiaceae. Bases 1 to 945 code for a protein of 314 amino acids. The record is from RefSeq and is a predicted model, not a curated record. The transcript is spliced from 3 exons.
AUGUCAAGUCCGGAUAUUGAGCUUGCAGACAGGAAUGUGAGCCCCAUUCGAGGCUUCGCACUUGUUGCAGCCAAGAUCAAUAGCGAUAGCGACAAGACAACGACUAUCUAUAGACGUUUUGAUGAGCUCUCGGCGCGAAAUUUGCUGUUUUAUCAGGCUGAGCUCGCAGAGCUUGAGGACGAUCUCAAGCAACUUGACGAUGAGGAUAGAGUCGCAAAUGAUAAGACGUCGGAGGCAUGUCAACGGGACUGGAGGAGCUUUGAGAUUCAUGCAAAUGGUGUUAAUGGAACGGAAGUAAGAGCAAGAGAGAAAGAGAAGAUGGAGCUCGUUAUGAAGAUCAGGGAAAAACUGGAGAAAUAUCAUGCAGCUCUAGCUGCCCACCGAUUACUUCUUCAAUCUCCUCUAGCAUCGAAGAGCACGUUGAGAGCUCUCCGAAAUUGGUUCUUCAAUAAUUCUGCAGGGACUAAAGAUGGAGAUCGUGCUGCACAGCUUUGGGGCGCAUCUUCAAACAUCUUUUCUGACCCUCAUGACCUCGUGGCUUUGCGAGUUCCAGCGGACCAAGAUCGAUUUUCCAGCUUCAUCCAUCACAAUUUCGGAGUCUUCUUCCAAACAGCUUCUCCAGAUGGCCGAACAACAUACACCUCAGAAGCUGCUAUCGCUCGCUUCAUAGCCAUACUGAGCACCAUCCUCGCCGCUGUAUUGCUAUUCGGAUCGAUAAUAAGUCUUUACGUUGUGAAGAGUGACAAGGCAUUAUUAGGAAUGCUCAGCGCAUGGACUGUGCUAUUUGCUGCGUGCGUUGGACUUUUGACCAACGCGAGACGAGACCAGGUAUUUGCUGCUACAGCAGCAUAUGCAGCUGUCUUAGUGGUUUUCAUAAGUGGGAACUUGGGAGGAACAACUCCUGCAAGUAUCACGUUGGGAAACUGUACUUGUACUGGCACGUGA